CAGCUGCAGGAGGAGCAGGCCUGGGUGCACAUGGAGGGGCUGCAGCUGGCCGUGGCCCUGGAGCAGCUCCGGAGUGAGGGUCUCGAGGCCCUGCGGACUCAAGGCCAGGCCCCUGGCCCCAACAUGGCCCGUCGCUCCCAGAGCAGCUCGCAGGGGGACAACCCAUUGGCACCUGGGUACCUGCCACCCCACUACAAAGAAUACUACCGCCUGGCGGUGGAUGCGCUGACUGAGGGUGGGCCAGAAGCCUACAACCGCUUCUUAGCAUCUGAGGGGGCACCUGACUUCCUGUGCCCUGAGGAGCUGGAACAUGUGACCCGCCACCUGCAGCCCCCACAAUAUGUGGCCCGGGAACCCCCUGAAGGCAGCCCUCCUGAUGUGGACAUGGAUGGUUCCUCAGGAACCUACUGGCCAGUGAACUCAGACCAGGCUGUGCCUGAGCUGGACCUGGGCUGGCCCCUGACCUUUGGCUUCCAAGGCACGGAGGUCACCACACUGGUACAGCCACCGCCCCCCGACAGCCCCAGCAUCAAAGAUGAAGCUCGGAGGAUGAUCCGCUCUGCCCAGCAGGUGGUAGCCGUGGUGAUGGACAUGUUCACCGAUGUGGAUCUGCUCAGUGAAGUGUUAGAGGCUGCGGCCAGGCGAGUCCCGGUCUACAUUCUGCUGGAUGAAAUGAACGCUCAGCACUUCCUGGACAUGGCAGACAAGUGUCGUGUCAUGCACCACGUGGAUUUCCUGCGCGUGCGCACAGUGGCAGGGCCUACCUAUUACUGCCGCACUGGGAAGUCCUUCAAGGGCCAUCUGAGAAAGUUCUUGCUGGUGGACUGUGCUGUAGUGAUGAGCGGAAUAUACAGCUUCAUGUGGUCCUUCGAGAAAAUCCACCGCAGCCUGGCUCAUGUGUUCCAGGGAGAGCUGGUCUCCAGCUUCGACGAGGAGUUCCGCAUCCUCUUCGCCCAAUCAGAGCCCCUGGUGCCCUCGGCUGGGGUGCUAGCCCGCAUGGAUGCCUAUGCUCUUGCGCCGUACUCCGGGGCCGGGCCCCUGGUGGGCGUCCCCGGGGUUGGAGCACCAACACCUUUUUCCUUCCCUAAGCGGCGCACUCCUGUUCCACCGCCCCGGGAAGAAGGCCUGGGCUUCCCCUCUUUCCUAGACCCUGACCGCCACUUCCUGUCAGCCUUCCGCCGCGAGGAGCUGCAGCGCAUGCCUGGGGGUGCAUUGGAGCCCCACUCAGGGCUCCGGCCACUGGCGCGGCCGGCUGAGGCCGGACCCAUUGGGGAGCUCGCAGGCCGGGGCUUCUUCCAGGCGCGGCACUUGGAGAUGGACGCCUUCAAGCGGCACAGCUACACCGCGGCCGACGGAGGUGGAGCCGUGGAGAACUUUGCCGCUGCGCGGCAGGUGUCGCGACAGACAUUCCUCAGCCACGGGGAUGACUUCCGUUUCCAGACCAGCCACUUCCAGCGUGACCAGCUCUACCAGCAGCAGCAUUACCAGUGGGACCCACAGUUUGCGCCCGCGCGCCCGGGCCUCUUCGAGAAGCUUCGUGGAGGCCGACCUGGCUUUGCGGACCCUGAUGACUUUGCACUAGGUGCUGGGCCCCGCUUUCCAGAACUCGGUGCCGAUGUACACCAGCGGCUGGAAUAUGUGCCAUCCAGCGCAUCUCGGGAAGUACGCCACGGCUCGGAUCCCGCCUUUGGACGCCCACGUGGUAUGGAGCCCAAUGGGGCCUCGCGCCCCAACCUGGGCCAGCGUUUUCCGUGCCAAGCAUCCAUGAGGCAAGGCCUGGACACCACUCCAGAGAUGGAGCCGCGCAGGGGUGGACCCGAGGGCCGGGCCCGGCUCCGUCACUGGCGCCUUGCUUCCUACCUGAGCGGCUGCCACGGUGAUGGCGGGGAGGAGGGUCUGCCGAUGGAAGCUGAGGCCUAUGAAGAUGAAGUGCUGGUUCCUGGAGGCCGGGACCUGCUCCCCUCCGCCUUCCGCACUCGUACCCUUCCAGCCAAGGGACCAAAGCCAGGCUCAGGAAGCGGUGGUGGAGAUAGCUCAGAGAGAGAGGGCACAGAAGAGACAGGCCUGGCCAAGCAGGACUCCUUCCGCUCCCGCUUGAACCCGCUCAUCCAGCGCAGCUCCAGGCUGCGCUCAUCACUCAUCUUUGCCUCACAGGCCGAGGGUGCUGGGACCCACGCAGCCACCACAGAAAAAGUACAGCUGCUACACAAAGAGCAGACUGUCAGUGAAACCGUGGGGCCCGGUGGAGAGGCCGUUCGUUCCAGCGCCUCGGCGAAAGUGGCGGAGCUACUGGAGAAAUACAAGGGCCCUGCCCGGGACCCUGGGGGCGCAGGGGGUCCCAUCACUGCCUCCAGCCACAGCAAGGCGGUAGUGGCCCAGUCCUGGCGGGAGGAGGUGGUAGGGCCCGGAGGCGGAACUGAGCGCCGCAGCCUUGAGAGCUGCUUGCUUGACCUGCGCGACUCCUUCGCACAGCAGUUGCAUCAGGAGGCAGAGCGACACCCAGGAGCGGCAUCGCUGACCGCUGCGCAGCUGCUGGACACACUGGGCAGCACAGACCGCCUGCCUUCGCGCUUCCUCUCCGCCCAGGGUCGCUCCUUGUCGCCACAAGGGCGAGAUAGCCCUCCACUAGAAGGGCAAGGAACGCACCAGUUGCCUUAUUCUGAGCCAAAAGGGAGCCCCACGCAGCUUACCCUGAGCGCAAGGGAGCCCCCGUCUGGAUUUCCCAAUCGAGGCAGCCCAACCACCGGGUUGAUUGAGCAGAAGGGAGUCCCACUAGCCUACCCAGACCGCAGGGCACCCGGUCCCCAGUGCCGAGCGCAGGGCAGUCCAGUGCCCCCUGUCCCUGAGCGUAGAGGCAGUCUCACCUUCGCCGGGGAGUCUUCGAACGGGCCUACGGAUGAGGUGGCUGGCGGCCCCAUGGAAGUCCUGCGAAAGGCUCCUCCGCCUCAGCAGUUGCUGAGCCCCAAUGAGCGGGCGUGGGAGGAUGAGGGCGGCUUGCCAGCUCCACAGGAGAAUGCGGCAGCCCGAGAGCCCCCGCGGCCCUCGCGGCGGGGUGACAGCGCAGAGGCUGCUGCAGACGAGAGAAGCCCCAAGGUUCGCCUGACUUCAGCCACCGCCAAUGCCUUAUACAGCAGCAACCUGCGAGAUGACACGAAGGCCAUUCUGGAGCAAAUCAGUGCCCAUGGCCAGAAGCACCGCGGGGUCCCUGCUCCAGGCCCGGCUCACAGCAGUCCGGAGCUAGGUCGCCCGACAACUGCAGGGGACUUGGCCCCAGACAUGUCCGACAAGGACAAGUGUUCGGCCAUCUUCCGCUCAGACAGCCUAGGGACACAAGGCCGGCUCAGCCGCACGCUGCCGGCCAGCGCAGAGGAGCGUGACCGACUCCUUCGCCGCAUGGAGAGCAUGCGCAAAGAGAAGCGUGUCUACAGUCGCUUCGAGGUCUUCUGCAAAAAGGAGGAAGCCGGCAGCACUGGCACAGGAGACAACCAGGCAGAGGAGGACACCAGGGACAGUAAAAUGGGCAAAUUGUUCCCAAGAUUUGGGACAUUCAAAAGCAAAAAAUGAGUCCUCUGGUCCUGGAGGCCAGGACUCUGCAUCACUGCCAUACAGCACUCACGGGACCCAUCUGGUACUGAUGGAGUGGUGGCUGCCAGGCUGGUGUCAAAGCCG
Molecule: messenger RNA, 3669 nt
Organism: Peromyscus leucopus (white-footed mouse)
Lineage: Eukaryota; Metazoa; Chordata; Mammalia; Rodentia; Cricetidae
Product: protein FAM83H
Biological process (GO): intermediate filament cytoskeleton organization; positive regulation of cell migration; protein localization to cytoskeleton
Cellular component (GO): keratin filament
Molecular function (GO): keratin filament binding
Source: RefSeq, a predicted model, not a curated record